Messenger RNA from Mycosarcoma maydis (corn smut), 393 nucleotides. RefSeq lists its product as uncharacterized. Gene Ontology annotation, molecular function: nucleic acid binding; zinc ion binding. The record is from RefSeq and is a predicted model, not a curated record. The transcript has a single exon. The coding region runs from base 1 to 393 and encodes 130 amino acids. NCBI's taxonomy places the organism in Eukaryota, Fungi, Basidiomycota, Ustilaginomycetes, Ustilaginales.
AUGACGCGCACACGACACGGCAAAAAGACCCACCACGCACGACGUGAUGUCAAACGUGGCAUGAGGACAAGAGCUAGGAAGCUCGAUCCCGAUCAGAUCCAAGCCAACCUCAACGAUCCCAAGAAGCUUGAUGAGCUGCAGAACCCAAAAGAACUCGAUGUUGACAAGGCUGGUCUCGGUCUGUUCUACUGUGUCGAGUGCGACCGCAACUUUCCCUCUCAAAAGGAUCAACUCACCCACAUCGCUUCCAAGCUGCACAAGCGACGGGCGAAAAAGAUCACCGAGGAGCCUGCCUAUACGAUCGAGGAGAGCUUGAGGGCCGUUGGUAUUGGUAUCGAUAACAAGCAGCGCACAUCUAAGCCUGCCGCGCCCGCCAACUCGAUGGCUGCUUGA